AUGUCGACAUUAUGGACUGUAAUUCUCUUCACUGUGUCUGGAAACAGUUUGGUCAUCAUUGCUAUUGCUCAUUUCAAGCAGCUUCAUACACCAACAAACUAUCUGACGCUUUCCUUAGCAGUUACUGACUUUCUUCUUGGUGGUUUCGUAAUGCCUCCCAGUGUGAUCAGAACUGUUGAAAAAUGUUGGUAUUUUGGGGACUUUUUCUAUCGUUAUUAUGCAAUUUGUCAUCCUUUAACAUAUAAGUCUAAGUUUACUAUAGUUUUUACAAAAAAGAUGAUUUUCAUCUGUUGGUCUCUAGCAGCUAUUUAUGGAUUUGGAAUGAUUUUUACAGGAUACAACACAAAGGCUAAUGAAGAUAUCUUUGAUGGAAAUAAUUUUUGUGUAGGGGGUUGCCUUAUUAUUCAGAGUGAAAUUUCAAUAAUUGUUUCUUCAUUAAUUUCCUUUUACAUUCCUGGAUCUGUUAUGGUUAUGAUCUAUUUGAAGAUUUAUUUGGUAGCAAUGAAGCAGGCCAAAUCUUUGAGACAAACAAAUGAAGCACACAGAAAUGAAGUCUCAAAAAAAAGAGAAACAAAAGCUGCAAAAACCCUGGCAAUCGUUGUUGGAGCUUUUCUUUUUUGCUGGUCACCUAUUUUUUUAUGCUAUGUUAUUACCCCCUUUAUUAAGUUUUCAGUUCCUUUAUUGCUUUUGCAGUUUCUAUUCUGGUUUUCCUACACAAACUCAACCUUUAAUCCUUUUAUCUAUGCAUUUUUUUAUAAAUGGUUUAGGAAGGCACUAAAACUGAUCAUCUUAGGUCAGAUAUUUAAAAGCAAUUCUUGCUCUGUGGAGCUUUUUUCAGAGUAA
Polypterus senegalus (gray bichir) is the source of this 843-nucleotide messenger RNA. RefSeq names its product trace amine-associated receptor 1-like. Gene Ontology annotation, biological process: G protein-coupled receptor signaling pathway. The transcript is spliced from 3 exons. NCBI's taxonomy places the organism in Eukaryota, Metazoa, Chordata, Cladistia, Polypteriformes, Polypteridae. The coding region runs from base 1 to 843 and encodes 280 amino acids. Gene Ontology annotation, cellular component: membrane. The record is from RefSeq and is a predicted model, not a curated record. Gene Ontology annotation, molecular function: trace-amine receptor activity.